Molecule: messenger RNA, 3335 nt
Organism: Brassica napus (rape)
Lineage: Eukaryota; Viridiplantae; Streptophyta; Magnoliopsida; Brassicales; Brassicaceae
Exons: 3
Coding region: 233-1807 (524 amino acids)
Source: RefSeq, a predicted model, not a curated record
GGAAAAAAAUAACUGACAAUAUAGAAACAAAAUAAAUCAAAAAAAGGAUCAGAAUUCAUUACAAAGGACUUUUUGGUUUGGUUUUUUGGCAACUCUUUGAUUGUCAAAAAGAAACCAAACCCUAAUUUCUAUUUCACAUUUUUUCUUAAAGAUUUCGAAACGCACCUCCUCUCUCGUCCCUCAUCGCCCUCAAUCUCACCGGAUCUAACAUCUCCGAUCAAAAUCAUCCCAGAUGUCUAACGUAGCCAAGACCAAAUCAAGAGACAAGAAGGUUGUUGUUGUGAAUGAUUCACACAAGACAACACCUACUAAAGCCUCCUCCAUAGGCGGUGCUUACAAUCCUCUCUUAGUUGAGUCCUCCUCCUCCUCAUCUCUCCACACCACCGGCCGUUUCAGAAGCAUUGAUGAGUCUGACGACUGUGAUUCCGUCUCCAACAACGGUAGCUGGUCUGGAGACUCCGAAGACCACAAAGAGAAAACAACAGCAGCACCACCUUCAGCAAAGCAGGAAGCCACCAUUGACAACGAGAAGAGGGAGAAGAUGCGGCUCAAGAACGAGAGGAAGCACCAGCGUCAGAAGGAGAAGCGAGCUCAGGAGCUUCACGAGCGGUGCUGUCAGUUCCUCAUGUCGAGGAAGCUCGAGGUGCUUACUCAGAAGAUUAUAGCUAUGGAGAUUCCUCAUCACGAGAAGGCGACUUACGCUCUUAUGCUGAACGAAGGGAAGCUGGAGGAGUCUGUUAACUGGCUGCUCGAUGUCGGCGGGGCGAGUGUUGAGGAUAAGAAGCUGGAUCCUAGCUUUGGGAGCUUGAAGAUUGACAUCUCGGAGGAGUUAGGUAGAAUCUUGGAGUUGGAGGCGAAGUAUAAGUGGAGCAAGCAGGAUGUGGAGAGGGCUGUGGUUACUGCGGAAGGGGAUGUUGAGAGAGCGGAGGAGUCGUUGAGGAGACAGAAGCAAGACCAUUCUGUAAAAGUAGAGGAUGUUAGUAGUAAUAAUAGCAAAGUCCCUGAAGAAGAGAGAAAGAAUGUAAACCAAAGUGUUAAUCCAAUGGAUAAGAUUAACAUGAAUUUGCAGUUGAUGAAGAAUGCUGCAAUGGAGGAGAAGAAACGCAUGUCAAAUCAACAGCCGCCGCCGCCUAGGCCAAUGGAAGAAACGCAUCAUGUGACGGUGGCUAUAGGGAGAGAACCAGUAAUGGUGAUGCAGCAACAACAACGCUCUCAGUCAGCUAACACAAAUGUGCCACCUGUCUCUACUAUGAAUCCAUCCUUUACAGUAUCAGCAGGAGGUGGAGGAGGAGGAGGAGGAGGAGGGAGUGGUUGGUACCCUGCUAAUGGUCAAACUAACGGCUAUUUACCCGUAAGAACUCCGCCUCCUAGUGAUCUGAACUCUAACCUGAUGUACCAGUAUCAGCAAUAUCAAGGUAACAACGGACACAUAAUGGGAAGGCCAAGUGAACAGCCCCAUGCCGUGGCUCCAGCUGCUUCUCUUGGGCUCUUCUCCGGGUAUGGAUCAGCGUCUUCAUCAGGGAUAGACUGGAGCGCUGAUGGGUCAGUAGGGAAAUAUGAUUACAGCAAAAUCGAUUGGAGUUUAGACAGAGGGCUAGCGUGUCCUAGACAAGAGGAACAACAACAGUAUGUUGCUGAGGCUUCACAGUAUGAAGCAGACAUGAGUGGAAGGACGAGAAUGAAUGGGAAUGGGAUGGGAGUGCAGGAAGUUGCUUUAGUGGGGAACGGUGGGAGGGAGUGGACAUCACCGUUUGAGGGUAAAGAUCUGUUUGGUUUGUCUAGACAGUAUGUGCCUCCUUCUCUUUGAAGGUGAAUGUUUGCUUUCUAGAAUAAUAAAAAAAAAAAUGCAAGGGGAGAGAGUGAGAGAGAGAGAGAGAUAAUGGAUGGAUGGUAUGAGUUUGUGGUUACUAGUUUUUUUAUCAAGUGCUUUCUUGCUUGUUUGCUCAAAAUUGGAUCUUUCAAAUUUACUAAUGUUUUUAUCCCCAACAUAUCUAAACAUGGAGUGCUAUUAAAAGGUGAUUUUAAAGAACUUACACCAUUGACUUGUGAAUAUAUCCUCUAGUAGGUGAAGUGUAAGAAAAAAGACACGUUCUUGAUUCCUCAGCUUCUAUGUUGCAAACAUCGUAACGAGUCGUAAGCAAGUAAACAUCUAUCAAUGCGUUCUACAACUCGUGGUUACUAUUAAGGUCCCAACCUCUGUUACUUGUUCUUAUUAUUUUCUUUCUUGUUUGAACAUGCAACAGAAUUUGAGUUUGUAUGGGCUUGAAAAUGGUCCAUAAAGAUGGAGAGAUGGGCCUUUCUUCUUUCUUGCAUAUUUAGAUACGAAUUUUCUGGUUGGUUGGACUUUCACAUUAUGAAAUCACCAAUUAGGGUUUGCAUAUUAUUAUUUACUUAGACAUGAGAAUUUUCAUUUUAAAAAGUAAAAUGGUUCAUAAAUGAGCGAUAAAAAAUAAUAGAACUAAAGAGAACCAAAUAUAUAUAAGAAUUUGGUUAAAAAAGACUUAAACGAAAUAAGUAAAGAUGAAAAGAGUAAAUAUAAUUAGUGAGAAUCCCAUUGAAAUAAAGAAGGUAUAUUACAUUGUCAAAUAUCGGAAGAUUUCUUUUGUAACUUUUCAAUCUUUUGAAAUUGGUGGAUUAAUAUGUAUCCAGAAACUUUAUCACAUUGUUAUCAUUUAAUGUUUGAUAAAGUGAACUUGAUUUAUCAGUUACAUACUUUUCCAUUUGAGUAUCUCCAAAAUACUAUUCAAGAUUAUUAUUAUAUGUAGAUUUUCUUUUAUUAGCAUUUAGUUUCUUUAAUACAUUUAUCCUCAAUCGAUAUGAAUAUAAUUCGAGUAGUUAAAGAUGACAUUAAAUAACUUUUAACUGAAUUAAGUACUUUUGGUAAAACUCUGCCAUUAUAUAUAAAUGAUGAUCUUCUCUUUUAAGCCUCACAAUUUUUAGGAUCGAUCAAUAUUCAGUAUACUAAUCACUAAACUGAAGGAGGAAAAUAAAUCUAACAUGGCUAAGGCAGCUUUUUCACUUGUGUUCCCCAUCAUCUUCCUUGUUAUGCUUGGUUUAGUUGAGCAGAGUAUGAGUUGUGAAGCGACUUUUUGGGCUUGUGGUGAUCACUGCAGAUCAAAAUGCAGAGCUACCUUUGGACCAAAUACAACAGCACAUUGUCUGAAACAAACUAAUCAAUGUAUUUGUACUUUUCCUUGUCCGGUUGAUAAGACUCAUAUUUGACUUUUAAGAGUAUUUCCAUAUGUUUAAAAAAAAUAUGCAAGCAGAAAUCCAGUCUUUAACAAUAAAUAUUUUAAUGUUGUCAAAAAAAUAUGUUAAUAACAUUUUCAAUUAAA